Molecule: messenger RNA, 1263 nt
Organism: Chelonoidis abingdonii (Abingdon island giant tortoise)
Lineage: Eukaryota; Metazoa; Chordata; Testudines; Testudinidae
Source: RefSeq, a predicted model, not a curated record
GGGAACAUGAUUUCAAACAGCAGGCAUCAGACUCGGAGAAGCUACACGGUUUUACCAUGCUUCAUAUUAGUUGAGAUGGUGAUCAUGGCAGGGACCGUGAUGCUGGCUUAUUACUUCGAGUACACGGACACCUUCACGGUCAACGUGCAGGGCUUCUUCUGCUACGAGGGCUCCUACCGCAAGCCCUACCCGGGCCCGGAGGACAGCAGCGCCGUGCCCCCGGCGCUCCUCUACGCGCUGGCCGCAGGGGUCCCGGUGCUGGUGAUAAUCAUUGGAGAAACUGCAGUGUUUUGUCUACAGCUAGCUACAAGGGAUUUUGAAAACCAAGAAAAACCCAUAUUAACUGGAGACUGUUGUUAUAUAAAUCCACUGGUGCGCAGAACCAUCAGAUUCCUUGGAAUCUAUGCAUUUGGACUGUUUGCUACAGAUAUCUUUGUAAAUGCUGGACAAGUAGUAACAGGGAAUCUAGCACCACAUUUUCUUGCACUUUGUAAACCCAACUAUACAGCACUUGGAUGUCAACAGUUCACACAGUUCAUCAGUGGUGCACAUGCCUGUACUGGAAACCCAGAUCUUAUUAUGAGAGCCAGAAAAACAUUUCCAUCCAAAGAAGCAGCUCUUAGUGUAUAUGCAGCUACAUAUCUGACUAUGUAUAUUACCAACACAAUAAAAGCCAGAGGAACAAGGCUUGCAAAACCUGUUCUGUGCUUAGGCUUAAUGUGUUUGGCAUUUCUUACUGGUAUCAACAGAGUAGCCGAGUAUCGAAAUCACUGGUCAGAUGUGAUAGCAGGAUUUAUAAUUGGAAUAUCAAUAGCAGUGUUUUUGGUUGUAUGUGUGGUAAAUAAUUUUAGAGGAAGACAACCAGAACAUGAAAAUUCUCAUAUGGAUAAUCUGGUCCAGAUGCCAAUGAUCAGCAUCCCUCGAGUAGAAAGUCCUUUAGAAAAGAACCACAUCACGGCCUUUGCAGAAGUCACAUGAUGAUGAAGCUGCCAUGUAUUCGCUACACUGGACAUCAUCUCUUUUCACAGUCCACUCAUAAUAACUGAAGCGUAUUGAAUAUAAGAGAGUAAAAAUUGUCUGAUUUAUAACUUGAUUUUUACAACAUUAAAACUACAUCAGCAUUUGAAAACUGCUUCUUAAAUAUUAAAAGUUCAAUUUACUUUCCAACAAAAGCAUUGCACCAUUAUUUAUGUAUUUAUGGGGUAGGGGGUGGGAAGGAAUCUGAACACUAGUCAUGUUUGUAUGACAAUGCCCUCUCUAGCC